Molecule: messenger RNA, 357 nt
Organism: Paraglomus occultum
Lineage: Eukaryota; Fungi; Glomeromycota; Glomeromycetes; Paraglomerales; Paraglomeraceae
Source: the annotation of a GenBank genome assembly
AUGACGACUUUAGACUCUUCAAAAAUUACUUUCCGACAAACUUUAAACUAUGUCAGCAUUAUUUAUCGUAUACAAAAUAUCGAUAACGAUGCUAUCCGUACUAUUGUUACUUUAUCCAGCACGUCGCCUUCAUACAUCAUACACCAUCUGCAGACUGAUAUAUCUGCAAAUACAUACUCCGUAUCGUCAUCAAACAUAGUCAUUGCAUUAAAAAAAUUGGAUAAGACAGAAUGGCCAUCUCUCAAAUUUGAAUAUAAUGGUGUAGAAGAAGUGAGGUACUUUCUGGAGGCAGAAGAGGACAGCACAUUUCCUCAGAUAACAUCAAUUAAAAACCGAGAAGAUAUUGGUAAGGCAUAA